AUGUCAGAGAUUGAAAUGGACAUAAAAGAACACGAACUUGUUAUUGAUACAUUAAAAGAGGUAGAUGAGGGUAGAAAGUGUUACAGAAUGGUUGGUGGGGUUUUAGUAGAAAGAACAGUUAAAGAUGUAUUACCAGCUUUAACCAAUAAUAAAGAACAGAUGUCUAAGCUAGUGGAAACUCUCUCUAAACAGAUGGAAACUAAGGGUAGUGAAAUUAAUAAAUUUAGAGAACAACAUAAUCUAAAGAUACGUGGAGAAGAUUCUAAAGAAAUAGAGGGAAAAGAUCAAGAUGCAUCUAAAUCGGGAGCAUCAGGCGUUCUUGUAGCCAAAGACUCUUAG
Molecule: messenger RNA, 339 nt
Organism: Patella vulgata (common limpet)
Lineage: Eukaryota; Metazoa; Mollusca; Gastropoda; Patellidae
Product: prefoldin subunit 2
Exons: 3
Coding region: 1-339 (112 amino acids)
Biological process (GO): protein folding
Cellular component (GO): prefoldin complex; cytoplasm
Molecular function (GO): protein folding chaperone
Source: RefSeq, a predicted model, not a curated record